This is a messenger RNA of Raphanus sativus (radish), 1355 nucleotides long. RefSeq names its product putative F-box/kelch-repeat protein At1g12870. NCBI's taxonomy places the organism in Eukaryota, Viridiplantae, Streptophyta, Magnoliopsida, Brassicales, Brassicaceae. Bases 1 to 714 code for a protein of 237 amino acids. The record is from RefSeq and is a predicted model, not a curated record. The transcript has 3 exons. Gene Ontology annotation, molecular function: protein binding.
AUGGUCCACGACGGUUUGUUUUGUAUCUAUACCAAAACCAAUGAUCUUAAGUUUAACCUUGUCAAUCCUGCUACUAAUAGCCGCCGCAUACUCCCAGAUCCCACCUCUACCCUCGAUGAAGUUUAUGGGCAAUCGAUGUAUUCGUUGCUAGGGAUCGGAAGAGAGAAUGGUGUGAUUCCAAAGUAUAAGCUUUUAUGGUUUUUCCAGUGUGAUGACAAAUUGGUGAAUGAAUCUACUAGGUGCAAGGUUUUGUCUCUUGACUCUAAUAGUUGGAGAUACGUAGAUCCACCCAACUGUCGAAUUUACUGUGACCAACCUAUAAUUCACUUGGAUGGAGUGCUCUAUUGCUUCAGCUUCAACAGCGAAGAGAUGGGUUACCGCCAACCGUGCAUCUGUAAUCUACUAGCUUUUGAUCUUCACACAGAGACGUUUCAUAAAUAUUCUACUCAGGAUUUGGAGUCUAGAGACUGCCAAGAAUUAAGCAUGUGUAUUCUUAAUCAUCGUCCAUGCAUCUUCAAGAAACGUCUUGGUAAUAACGACCUUCUCUUCAAAAUUUGGGGUCUAGACAUAAACAAGAGUUCAUGGGAAGUGUUGUAUUCCAUAGAAUUUUCGUGUUUUCCGCCAGAAUUCUACGAUAGGUUCAUCAUUCCGGUGGCAACAAUCAACGAUCAUGUUAUCUUCUCAAACUCUUGUCAUGACAUAUGGCCAUGUUGAUCCUUCCUAUCUCUCAGAAUAUAUUCACUGCUCAUUCUCGAGUUCAGACAAGAAUCAGCCUCAGCAUACAAGAUCAUGGUCAUAUUAUGGCACAAUACACACAAAAAGAGCUGAUAACCCUAACUAAAGGUAGGUGGUCCAGCUAGCGAUGGAGGGGAAGAGAAGAAGAAGCGUAAACAUUCCACAUGACAUAGUAGAAGAGAUUCUGGUGGGUAUAGUGUGGUUCGUGGGCAAGGAGGAGCUAUCAUAUCAGUAUCCUUGACCAGAUCUGAGUCUGGAAUCUUAGAGAGCUACCAAACUUAGCAAGAGCUGUAUGUGUCCCCGAAAUAAAAUCACAAAAAUAGUCUUUUGUCAUACCUGAAGAAUAUACCAUAUUGAAACAAGCAAGUACUGCGUAACGAGCUAAAUACGCCUCCUAUAAUCCAACUUGAAUCGAAAGAAGUCAAAUCAAGGUAAAGCGAAAGGGUAGGUUCUGAAGAUGUAAAAGAAGCAGAAGAGAGAAGUUUCGGGCCUUUGUAUAGCACUAUAACUAGAGCACCAGAUAUAGAUACUAUUGUGCCAAUGACUUUAGCCUGAGUAGCAGAGCUCUUUAACACUAUCCGUGUAAUCCUUCACGAGUCACCAAAGGAAGCACAAACACU